ACAAGACAAGUCCGAACAUAUAUCCCGGGCACGCGCUGCUCGGGAGAGAGAGAGCGAGAGAGAGCGCGUAUAAAGGCAUCUAUUCUGCAUGCGACGACACACACACACACACACACACACAGACAGAGUAUUUAAUAUAAUAUAGCACAGUGUCGCGCGAUGCGCCUGGUGUAAAGUCCUCGCGCACACCUGUCCUGUCUGUGACUUACCUGUCAAACAGUACGCAGUCCGGGCUCGCGCACAGGUGAGAGCAGGUGAGGGAGACGGCAGGAUGCGCGCGGCAGAAGCGGACAGACUGGCGAAUGAACUCACGAGCGCGGCGGCGGCGGGAGACACGGCGCGCGCUGAACUCCUGCUGCAGAAUGGAGCUGAGAUCAACCGCGCGAACCGCUUCGGGAGAACACCUGUACAGGUGAUGAUGAUGGGCAGCGAGCGCAUGGCCAGCCUCCUGCUAUUGCACGGUGCGAACCCGAACAUACUGGACGCGAGUACGGGCGCGACGCCGCUACACGACGCAGCGCGUGAGGGUUUCCUCCUCACCGUACAGCUGUUAGUCAGAGCCGGAGCUGACGUCACCGCACUGGACUACAGUGGGCGGAGCCCGGCCAAGUACGCACUGCAGGCUGGCCACGCUCACAUCGCCAAGUACUUACACACCCUCUGACCAACCUUAUGAACUGCUGUUCCAGUGUUUUAUUAGUCUCUAAUAAUGUUUAUAAACAUGAUGACGACACAGACACUGAAUGCACUUUACACCUUUUCUCUAUUUUAUUAAAAUUAUAUGUGUGUGUGUGUUUGUGUGUGUGUGUGUGUAAUACUACGAUGUAUUGUAGAUCUGAUGAUUAAUGUUUCUGUGCUGGAACACUGAAAUAUCAACCAGAUUAUUAAAUAAAGAUGAAAUAUCAGGAUAUUUAAAUAAAUAAAUAAUGAAAUAAUUAUUCAGCAUGUUUGUAUUUGUUCAGAUUUGUGUCAUUUCUGCUGUGUUGAUUUAAAUAUAUUAAUAUAAUAAUAUAAUGUUAAUAAAUUAUAGACAUAUAUUAUUAUUUAUUUAUGUCCGUGUCUAAAUUUGUUGUUGUAAUAUUUCCCAUUACAAGUGAAUUUAUUUUAGAAACAUUAAUAAUUUAGAAAAUAAAAAAUAAAAUAAGAAUAAUUUAAAUGAAUACGAUUAUGAAUAUUAAUAAUGUUAUAUUAGUAUUUCCUCUGUAAUUCAGUGUACCAAAAAAAAACACUUUAUAUUUUAUAUAAUCUGAGUAAACACACAAUGAGAGAAAAGUUUUAUUUGUUUAUUGUUCUGAUGACUGACACGACUGUAAAUUAUUAAACACAAAUCAUCCACAGGAUUUACAUUUUACUGCUAUAAAAGUGAAUACAGUAAAAUUAUGUAAAAACAAAACAAAAAACCAACAACACAUGAACACACUCUUGUGCCACUUAGCUAGUGUGAAUGUACCUUAAAUGUUUGUGUGUGUGUGUGUGUGUGUGUGUGUGUGUGUGUGUG
Ictalurus punctatus (channel catfish) is the source of this 1498-nucleotide messenger RNA. It is a transcript of the gene cdkn2, whose product is annotated as cyclin-dependent kinase inhibitor 2A/B (p15, inhibits CDK4). Gene Ontology annotation, cellular component: nucleus. Gene Ontology annotation, biological process: negative regulation of cell population proliferation; regulation of cyclin-dependent protein serine/threonine kinase activity. The record is from RefSeq and is a predicted model, not a curated record. Bases 272 to 664 code for a protein of 130 amino acids. Gene Ontology annotation, molecular function: cyclin-dependent protein serine/threonine kinase inhibitor activity; protein kinase binding. The transcript has 2 exons. NCBI's taxonomy places the organism in Eukaryota, Metazoa, Chordata, Actinopteri, Siluriformes, Ictaluridae.